Molecule: messenger RNA, 2369 nt
Organism: Seminavis robusta
Lineage: Eukaryota; Bacillariophyta; Bacillariophyceae; Naviculales; Naviculaceae
Source: the annotation of a GenBank genome assembly
CGGUCGUAAAAAUCUUGUCCACGUUACACGUGACAGGCGCUCUCUCUCCUCUGACUCACAGGCGAAAACGGCGAAGAUGAUGCUGAUGCUUUUGUUGGUUGGAUGUAGAAGCGUAAGGUAGAAGAGUGGCCAAUGUAGAAGUCGGCUCUCGCUCGAAGGUAGUUGUCUUCUACAUUUACACAAUCUGAAACAGGGCACCAUGUUUUGGUCCUACAACUCCCUGAACUUGCCCUCCACGAGGUUUCCUUUGAACCCCGAGAAGUGGCCUGCCAAUGCACGCAAACGGAGUCACUUUGGUCAAGAUGUGUUGUGGAUGGACUAUGAUGGUGACAAAGGACCAGGGCGUCACCUGAGUACCGACACUUUAGAACCUUAUCGGCAAAUUGGAGACGAAUCCUUUGAUCGGAUCCUGGCGUUGUAUGCCGAAGAGAAUCGUGCUUUGGGUCCUGGUGACGAUUUGUUUGGUCGAGUCCCAGCGGACGUAAAAUCUCAGUCAGAAGCAGAUCAGGCACUCCAGAAAAUGAUCACCCAAAUCUCACGAAUACCGUCUUGGGUUGACAAAGAACAACUCCAGAGAGGACAGGAAGUUUUCCUCGCGUACGCUCCUGCGAUUGGUUUGGGUCUCUACUACCGAUCAUUGGUUCCUGGAUUUUCGAUACCCAAGAUUGCAGCCGUGUUACAGGCAACUGCCUAUCUAGCUCCGCCUUCCAGCAAGACUGCAGUCCAUCAGCGGCUAAUGGAUACUGGUGCAUUCGUGGGCGCUUGUCUCCAGUCAAAAGAUGUGGCUGCCAUUUUGCCCGGUGGUGAUGGUUGGAAGGCAGCCCUGAGGGUGCGACUGUUGCAUGCCAAAGUGAGACGACAACUGUUGCUACGAAAGGGAGGUCGCCAGUGGGAUACUAAAAACCUGGGUAUACCAAUCAACCAGGAAGACAUGGCCGCAACGUUGUUGGCGUUUUCCACCAACGCCCUGUUGGGCGCCGAGAUGUUGCUGGGUAGGCCUUUGCCACUGUCAGAACGCCUCGAUUAUCUCGCCUUGUGGCGCUAUUUGGGAUGGCUGUUGGGAGUGGAUGUCAACGAUGACAUCGACGACGAUGAUGCUAGCGCAGCUCCCAAAAGAAGAGCUCUUGAUCCUUGCGGACCUGGAUGGCUGAUCGCAUCACCGGACCCAAUGGCUCAUUCUUACGCCGUCUUCCAAUCGAUUAUCAUGCACGCGCUGCAUCCAGACAGCUCCUCUGUUCAAAUUGCACACCAUUUGCUUCGACAAGGAAGACGUCGGGACGGCGAUAGCAACAACCACGAUGCAAGCAAAGAUGAAGCUUCCCUAGCACGCCAAGAUACCAACUGGUUCUAUUUUCGUAGCAUCCAAUGCCGGCGCUUUGUCGGAGAUCGGCUAGCGGAUGCGCUAGAGUUGCCCCUUCGCCCUACUUGGUGGGGGCGAUUCUUUCAGUGGAUCUUUUCGACCAUCCAUCUGACUGUGUUCUGUUUGUAUACGAUAGCUGGUUUGCCAAUUAGUCCGUUGCGGGGGCGACUAGUACGGUUUCAUCGCAACAAUUUGGAGCGCUUUAUGGAAUUUUGGGCAGAGGAGCAUCCACGUCGAAUGCAAGAAAAACUGAUAAUGUCAACCGGUACGGAAAGAAAGGAAAAAGCCCCAGUGUGUCCCUUUGCAAUGGUACUACCAGCAGAUUUGGGACGGGACGAAGUUGUUGGUUCGCCACAUUGAGCCAACAGUCGAACAUGUAGCAGGACGACGGUCAGAGAGAUACGGUACCGUACAAUCUAGUCGAAUCGAAUCAAAAAUGUUUGUCCUUAUUAGCAUCAAUUAGGAAACAGUUACUCUACUUGUGUUGUCCGUUCGCUCCAUUGGUACUCAUGGCUGCAACAACUGUCUUGAUGGCCUCUGCUGAAAAGUCCACUCGUAGCUGCAUAGCUGUCCGAACGUCUUGGGGUGUCAGCACUGACGUAGAUUGAUACAGCGUCCAAUCCGAUGGUCUCUCUAGCUGUAACACGGUGACGAUUUGGGACAAACGUUCCCACGGUCGAUACUUCGUUGUCGCAGCAGGAUUCCUGGAUUCCGCGGCACCACUGGUAUUGUUCUUGUCUUGCAACUUGGCCAAGUACAGUUUCAACAUUCGAACUUGUUUGCUAAGCAACAGCGAACCCCAAUCGGUGAAUCGCUUGGGAGGUUCGGCAUGAAGCAAGCAGUCCAAGAUCAAUUCCUCAAUGAUUUGUGUAAGCUCUUCUCGGAUUCCAGUCAAUACUUCCGCAUCGCUCUUGUCGUGUGAUUGUUGGAGAAACUUGGAUUCGCUGAGCGCACUCAACAGGUCUUGCUCCAAGCGAGAAUCCGAUUCGGCAGCUUUGAACGAUGCCUG